UGAACCUCAAAACCCAAACCUCUUCCUCUGCCAACCCAGUCAUCAAACUCAAACGUCUCUCACCGCCAGAACCAACACUCAUCACCAGCCACGUCCACUCGCCCAACGCACAGUGCCGCCUGCUACCACCAACACCAACAACUGAAGUCUCCCUCGCCAGACCACCGAAGCCCAACCUGACCACUAUUGGUUCACCACCAACCCCACUGAAAAACUAUCCACCUCGCAACGCCAACAACCCCUGUUUUUGUCACCACCCAUUCCCACCGCCCAGCCUAAAGAUCCUCCUCCUUCUCGCAGGUCAGCCGCACAUCAGUCAAUACAGGUCAUGUUAUGAAUUUUCAGUAAAAAAAAGUUGUUAUUCAAUGGUUGCGUUUUGCGGCGUGAUUCCUAUUCGGGGCAUUGAGAAAGUACCUUCCUUUUCUUCUUUUGUUGUUCAAAGGUCUUUUCGAAGUUCUUUUCACCAAAAUACAAAAGAAAGAAUUUGUUAUAAAUCUGUUGAUGUGGGUGGAAUCCCUUUUGGAAAUAUCAAACAGUCAUCAAGAGAAAAGAUCUCUCACAGAUGUUGGUGUAAAACGAAGAAUCAUGACAAUAGUUGUGACCAGGAAAAACAAAAUAUAUCUCAAGCUACCUUGAUAUGGAGGGCCAUCAAGUUACCAAUAUAUUCUGUUGCAAUUGUUCCUCUUACCGUGGCCAGUGCUGCUGCCUAUUUGGAAACUGGUCAAUUCAUGGUGAGGCGCUACCUUGGGCUUAUGGUCUCAUCAAUUUUCAUUAUCUCGUGGCUUAAUUUAAGCAAUGAUGUGUAUGAUUUUGACACAGGAGCAGAUAAACACAAGAAAGAGUCAGUUGUGAAUAUUUUCCAGAGUCGGACAGGAACCCUGGUUGCUGCCAAUUUGCUACUGGGUUUUGGUUUCACAGGUCUAAUUUGGGUAGCUUCAGUAGCUCGAAAUGUACGGUCAAUGUUGCUUCUGCUUUGUGCAAUCCUGUGUGGUUAUGUGUACCAGUGCCCACCUUUUCGAUUAAGUUACCAAGGGUUGGGAGAGCCACUAUGCUUUGCAGGUUUUGGUCCGUUUGCUACUACAGCAUUUUAUCUGAUGCAGGUAUCUUCAAGUAACUUGGGCUACGGUUGUCGUUUAACAAGCACUAUCUUAUCUGCAUCAGUACUUGUUGGUUACACCACCACUUUAAUCUUGUUUUGUAGCCAUUUUCACCAGGUGGAAGGAGAUAAAGCAGUUGGUAAAUUUUCACCAUUGGUCCAGAUAGGCCAGAAAACUGGAUCAAAAGUUGUUAAAUUCGCAAUAGUAGCACUAUAUGGUGCCCUAUUUGCUUUAUCGUUAGGAAAUGCUCUUCCCUUGACUUGCACUAUUUUGUGCGCGUUAACUAUGCCUAUUGGGAACAUGGUGGUGGGCUAUGUGGAUAACAAUUACAAUGAUAAUGAAAAGAUAUUCAUGGCGAAGUACAUUUGUGUUCGAUUGCACAUUUUAUUUGGACUGGCAUUGGCUGUUGGGCUGGUUGCAGCCAGAAGAUUUUUGAACUACAGUUCUAGAUUCAUAUUCCCUUGAUUAGUUCAUUGGAGAUGGCAUAUGGUGAUUAAGACAACAAAGUUUGCAGACUUCAAAUUGUUAGUCUCAAGCAGAUUGUUAGCUCUGCAAUUUUAGGACACAAAUUCCUCAGAGCAAUAUUUUUCUUCUAAAAGCUUCCGGAUGAAUUCUGAGGUGCUUUCUUAUCAUCAACGUCAGCUUUGAUACAGAUUUCUUUUUUAAUAUGAAGUUUUGUGAUUAGCUUGACGCAGGCCAUGUUGUAUUACAUAAUUUCUGAUAUUAUACAGUACUAUUGUUGGCCUUAAAGAGGCAUUUAUCUGUAUGUGGCAUUGCUUGUUAGGGUAAACAAACAUUUAGCAAAUUCCUUCAGAAUAGCUAAUAGCUCUUUUGUUGAGUACCUCUAAUGUAAAACGGUUGUUAUGAACUUGCUAACUGCACUUAGAUGUGGGAGCACCCAACCUUUAGCCAAUAAGUUGGUCUUGAUUCAGAAAUAAGAAGACUUUAUUUACUCAUUC
Messenger RNA from Amaranthus tricolor (Joseph's coat), 2056 nucleotides. RefSeq names its product 2-carboxy-1,4-naphthoquinone phytyltransferase, chloroplastic. Gene Ontology annotation, molecular function: prenyltransferase activity. Gene Ontology annotation, cellular component: membrane. Gene Ontology annotation, biological process: phylloquinone biosynthetic process. Bases 366 to 1562 code for a protein of 398 amino acids. NCBI's taxonomy places the organism in Eukaryota, Viridiplantae, Streptophyta, Magnoliopsida, Caryophyllales, Amaranthaceae. The transcript is spliced from 13 exons. The record is from RefSeq and is a predicted model, not a curated record.